AUGGCUUACAAUCUUCUUCUCACCGUCCUCAUUGUACUCGUUUCCAUUUCUCUAACUUCUAGUUAUUCUCAUCCAACAAGAGAUGUUUUGUUUAAACAAGCCGAUGAUGAAUCGUACUCUAUGGCCACGAUUGAGCAAGGGUCUUCGAUGAUUGAUGUUGAAGAUCUAGUGAAAGCCCGAAGUCUUCAAGCUCUACUCGCUGGCUCAAAAGUGGAUGUGAAUGAAGCUUCUAAUGGCACAUCAUUCAAGAGUAAUGAUUUGUUAACCUAA
Messenger RNA from Eruca vesicaria subsp. sativa (arugula), 270 nucleotides. Lineage: Eukaryota; Viridiplantae; Streptophyta; Magnoliopsida; Brassicales; Brassicaceae. The record is from the annotation of a GenBank genome assembly.